AAAAAACAUGUCAAUCAUUUAGUCGACCUGUUUUAUCUGAUAGCUUGAAGCCAAUCUCGAUGGGAUACUGUAAAAAGUCAUAAAUACUAACAAUGAUACCGAUCUGGCUUUUAAUAUAUUUUGUAAUGUGUAACGGUUUUGUAUCUCAGAGCUGCUUGCCUUCAUCAAACGCCCAUUACAAAGUGGACAAUAAAACGGAUAUCUCAAGUUCUUCGUUCAACAAAAGGAUAUUCUUAUUUGCGGAGACAUUUACAUCUUUUCUGCGGAAAUUUAUUCUAGGGAAUUCUCAAAAUAAACUUAAAUUUUUGAGACAAAAAAGGAAGACUUUACACGAUGAAGACUCUAUAGAUAAAUUAGUUUCACAAGUAAGAGAUUUGACUCAGAAAACUAAAGUAGUAAGAACUGGAAAUGGCAAUAAAACUAGUAAUAUAAUGCGUAAUAACGGCUCAGAUGUGGCAAAUAAUUUGUUAAAAGCCCUUACUAAGUUAAUCCAAGGAAAACAAACGGAUGUAACAGUUCGUAAUGAAGAAGACAAUCGUAAGAAUAUGUCGAAAAUCGUUAUAUCGUAUAAAUAUCAAGGCAAGAAGUCCAAUGUAGACAAGGAUGUUUAUGAUGAUGAGGAGGAGGUAGAGGAAGAAAAGUUUGAGGCUGAUAAAGAGGAAGAGGAUGAGGAAGUUGAAGACGACGUAGAAAAGGAGAAGAAGGAAAAGUUAAAAAAGAACGUCCUAAAAGAAAUGGAAUCCACAUUAGGCUUAACGGCUGAAAAAGUAAAAAAAGAUAAAACCUUUACAACGAUUAUUAUGAAACAAACCAUAAUUAUUAACAAAACAUUACCAGACGCUAAAACACACAAAGUAUAUAAGACUAAAGGAAAAGUAUUAAAUGGGUUAAAUGGGAAAUCUAAGACUAAAGCAAAAAUAUUAAAUAGAUUAAAAGGGAAAUAUGGAGAUUUCAAAUUUCCAAAAUCACAUUCUGACAGAAAAGGAGUUCCAUCAUCGAAGCAUAAAAAUUACAUGCAUAAUAUUUCCUUUCCACCAAUAUUGCCUUCAGAUAAAGAUCAUUUGGUAAAAUAUCUCCAAAGAAGCAGAGUGGAUAAGUUGAAAGUCUGGCGUGUUAAGCGUCGGGUUCAAAAUAAAUUGUUUGUUAAUGGUGGCAGUGAUGAUGAUCGUCUGCUAUUAGUGAAACCCACAUUAAUGAAGCCUUUCAAGUUUCAUUCAGAGGCAAAUAUUGACUUUCACAUAAGAUCAACCAAUUUCACUCAAGAUGAAGUGCCAGUGGAUAUCAGUAUUGACAACACUCAUUCGAAAACAUCGGGCCAAAGAUAACAUUAAUCAGAAACUUAUGGUCGGCAUCGUAUUAUCUUUAAUAAAACGAGAAAUGUUAAG
This is a messenger RNA of Octopus sinensis (East Asian common octopus), 1385 nucleotides long. Its product is annotated as DNA ligase 1-like. The transcript is spliced from 2 exons. The record is from RefSeq and is a predicted model, not a curated record. Lineage: Eukaryota; Metazoa; Mollusca; Cephalopoda; Octopoda; Octopodidae. The coding region runs from base 93 to 1325 and encodes 410 amino acids.